Messenger RNA from Drosophila grimshawi, 5205 nucleotides. It is a transcript of the gene OtopLc, whose product is annotated as proton channel OtopLc. The record is from RefSeq and is a predicted model, not a curated record. Bases 338 to 4747 code for a protein of 1469 amino acids. Gene Ontology annotation, biological process: proton transmembrane transport. NCBI's taxonomy places the organism in Eukaryota, Metazoa, Arthropoda, Insecta, Diptera, Drosophilidae. The transcript has 7 exons. Gene Ontology annotation, cellular component: membrane. Gene Ontology annotation, molecular function: proton channel activity.
GUCAGGCGCGCACUCCGUGUGCCCCCAAAAAGUCCGGACCGAACCGAAACCGAAACGUAGCGAAACGAACCGAACCGAAACGGAUACACAGGAUACACAAAAUGUGCGUAGACGCAAUAAAGUGAAAAGCGCUCAACUGCAGAAACAAUAACAAAAGACAACAAAAUAAAUCAAAAAUAAAUAAAAACAGCAAUUCGAGUAAAGGAAUUUUAGUCAAUCCAGAAAGGAAGACACAGAUACCGAGAGAGACAGAGAGCGAGAGAGAGAGAGAGAAAGAGAGCGAGUGAGAGUGAGAGAAACCGAGACGUAGUAAAAGGGAUAGAGGACAGAGCACAGCAUGGAUAGUUCACCGGAUCUAUCGCUGUCGCUGAAACUGCGACGCGGCUCCAGCGAUUCGCGCGACAAUUUCUACAUGGACUUUGCCCAGGGCAUCGAUUCGGACAUCGAGGAUGUGGACAAUAGCAAUACAAAUCUGGAUGCUGCACUCGCAUCGGGAUCGGGCGUUCAAGUGCUGCCACCACCGUUGCCACUGCCGCCGCCGCUGCCUACAGUAUCGCUGAGCGAGGAGAUGCUGCUGCUGGUGGCACCACCACCGCCACCACCCGGUCUGCUUGGCCAGCCGCUGCCGACGCUGACAGAGACGGAGGAUAUGCCACCAACACCAACGCCACCGCCGCAGCAGCAACUCAGCAUGGAGGGCAGCUCGCCACCCGGUUCGCCCAGUUCCAGUUCGGUGCUCGAGUUGGAGCUGAUACCACCUCCACCAUUGUCGCCCCGCGAUGAUGCUGGACUACGCACCGACGACGACGAUGGUGAGGAAACAGACGAUGCCGAGGAGGCGGUCGUUCAACCACCGCCGCUACCUGUGCACCAGGAGGAGGAUGGCGCUGAAGCCGAUGUUGAUAAUGAUGAUGACGAUGAUGAGGACGAGGAUGAGGAUAAGUCAUCACCACCACCACCGCUGCCUCCAUUGCCCUCGAAUCUGUCAUAUGUGCAGGGAACUGUAACGCCUCCGCUGACCAAAUCGCCAUCGACAUCGCCAUCGCCUCCGCCGUCGCCGCCGCCAAAGCCUGUAAUGAAAAUCAGCCACAUGAUGUCACCGCCGGCGCAGCAUGCUAGCAAGGCACCACCCAAGACUCCUUCAUCUGAAAGCGAAGAUGAGUCACAGCCAAUUUCAGCGCAAGCCAUUCCCAAGCAGCAACCGGAAUCAGAACUAGAGCCUGAGCAGAAAGAGCCCGAGCUAGAGCCAGAGCCAGAGCCAGAGCUAGAGUUGGAUCCGCUGCCCAUGAGUGGUGGUCAGCAGAUGGCCGCAGAGGAGUACAGCAGAUCACUGGACAAUGAGGAUGAGUCGACUACGAUUACCACACCGCCUAGUAAUGGUUACUCGGCAUCCUCAAUUAUUGCACCACCGCCGGAGCACUUUGCAGAGCUAGAUGAUGACAGUCUGGGACGCGGCUUCAUACCACCGCCACCGGCCGGACUUGAGGAUGAACCGGCAGAUGUCGAGUAUCCCGAGCAAUCGCGUUCCUUGGACGUUGAUGAGGAGGAGCUAACCAAGGUGGAAACCGAUGAGCUGUCUUUGAAUGUGGCUGACGACGAAGCCGACGACGAUGAACCAGCCGAUAGCAUCAGCUCGCCGAGAGCAGCCAGCAUUGCCAGCGGUGGCAUCAUCUCCACCAGCGGCGCCAUUGCAGCCAUGGCAUCUGGCAACGUGGUGGCCUCCGACGCCGCCUCACCCAAGACGGAUAGCCGCAGUCGCAGCGGUAGUCAGCGAUCCCGCACUAGCUCCCAACACGCCCCACUCACCGGCUCCCAUGCAGGAUCACGGACCGGUUCCCAGGCAGGAUCAAGGGCCGGCUCCCGGGCCGGUUCACGCACAGGCUCGAUUGUCUCUGCCACCGCUGCCGCUGGUGCUGGUGCAGCCGUUCUAUCGCCUCAAUCUUCGCUCAAGUCACAGACAUCUCUCAAAUCACAAGUCUCCAUCUCGAUGAGGAGCCCGGCGCCAUCAUUGAAGUCAUCAUCCCAACGCAGUGCCGAGCGCGUGCAGAGUCCGCCCGUUGGCGAGGGUGCUCCGGCGAUGCCAUCGCCUCCAAUGAUGCGCAGCUCACCGCCCGAGCUUGCCAAGAGCCCACCGCGGCAUAUGCACAGUCCGCCGAGGGUAACAACACCGCCGCGCGUCUGCAGCCCCCCACUGGUGAGCAGUCCGCCCAAGCUAGCGGAGGCAGCAGCAGCGGCCAUUGCCUCAGUCCCAGUUGCGAUCAAGAAACCAGUCAGCAGCAGCAGCAGCAUUGUCGCCCCGGAGCCACAGCUGGCCACGCUCAGCUACCAGGAUGAGCAGAAGUCACCACAGUUGUCUGGCGCCGAGCAAGUUUCCGUUUCUGUUGCCGUUGCCGUUGCCGUUACCACAGCACCACCCAGUGUGGUGACCACUCAGCCGCGUACCCACUUCACGACCAGUCACCAUCACUACCACUUGCCGCAUCAGUUCCAGCAUCCGCAUCAUCAGAAUCACCAUACACACAGUGUGCGCGUGCCGACGCCCACAGUGCCGAGCAGCUAUUCGCCAUCGGCAACGGCUCUGGAUGUAGAUGGACGCUCGCCCGGCUAUGGGCGACGUGCCGUGCCGCUGGCUGCUCCCGUGCUGAGCAGCUCGCUGCUGGCCACGUCCGGCGAGGCUGGACACGUGACGGCCGCCGUUUCGCCGGGUCGCAUGUCGGCACGUUCCGGUUCGCAGCAUCAUGUGACCAUCGAUGAGUCCAGUUUGCCGACAAAGGAUGGCGUCGAGAGCGCUGGACCCAGUGGUCUAAUACUAGGCGGCGGUGACGGCGAUGGCGAUGACGAUAAUGGUCGCCAUGGCAACGAUAGCUCAGAGACGCCCUCAUCGCCGGGCAGCAGCAGCUCCCAGCACCAGCUUGGACAUGCCGAUGGCCAGAUGGCGCUCAUGUAUCACUCGCAUCAGUUGACCAACUAUCCGGUAAUUCCGGCCAUCAAGCGCACCCAUCGCCCCUCUUUUGUCUAUCCGCCAAUGCCGCGCAUCAAAGCCGGCGAUGCUCUGGCCACUCUCUUUUCGGCCCUAUACGGCAAACUGCUUGUAGUUAUGGGCAUUGCAUUUCCCAUGGCUGAGGUCAUAUCAACCUAUAUACCGCCAUCCUUCUAUGAGGUGUACUAUUUGUACUUGUACAUUGGUAGCAUGAUCUUCCUCCUCUUUAUGUACGCCACACUGCUCUGGGGUCGUCCGAAGCUGCCAGUGCCCAUGGCUACGUCGCCAAAUAAGUCAACGACCAAGGUGAGCGCCACGGAUAGCAUGGAGGAAUCGGAUACUGAUAGCACGUCAACCAAUCGACGCAUUCCGCCGCCCAUCCAGGUGCGUCGUCCGUCGCUGCUGUCGCCACUGGGUAGGCAGCAUCACUACGGCAGCUUCUAUUUGCGCAUGGGAGCUGUAGCAUUUGGCAUUGGCAGCAUGAUCUACUCUGGCUUGGAAUUUGGUCAGUACUUUGAGCUGAAUCCGGACACCAAGUGCCACAAUGUGCUGCUGGCGCUGACGCCAGCGACGCGCAUGGCCUUCAUCUUUAUCCAGAUGUACUUCAUCUUUUUGAACAACGAACAGAUCAAAGUGUAUCGCUACAAGAUCAUCGCUCGCUUUGGCCUGAUGCACAUGAUCGGCACGAACCUGGCUGUCUGGCUGAACGUGUUGAUCCAGGAGACGAAACAUGAGAUUCUAACAUUUUACAAUCCGGAGAAUCGCACACUACGCAUCUCUCAUCGCAUACCAGGACAUUCGCGUGGACACGCUGUCAUUCAGCACGAUCCGACAGCACAUUUGCGUGUGCCACGCGGCUUGAAGGGUCCGUAUCAGAUCUUCGAGUGCCGGCGCACCAAUAUCAUUGGCACUUUGGUGCAGGAUGCCUCGCCCUUUCUGUUCCCGUGCACCAUUGAGUACUCGCUGAUCUGUGCCGCUAUCCUCUAUGUGAUGUGGCGCAGCAUUUCACGUCCACAAAGCACAACGCAACAGCGACCGGACAUGAUUAGCUCCCCAAUGAAACGAUCGCCUCAUCACUACUCCGUGGACUGUGCCCGCGCCCACAAGGGUCUGUUUGUGGGUAUACUGAUCCUGGUGCUGACCAUCAUCUCGCUAAUCAUAUUCUUUGUGCUCAUCUCGCGACCGGAAUUUGUUGCACUGGCCGUAACCGAGGUGACCAUCUGUGAGCUGCUUAUCUAUGGCACAGCGACCAUAGCCACACUGCUGGGCAUGAUACAGAUCCGGCACCUGCAGUACGAUGCGUAUCGCAGCUUCUCCCUGGACGACAUCCUAUUGGUGGGGGCGCAGACCGGUUCAUUUUUGUACAACAUCUUUACGGUUAUUGCCGGACAUUUUACACUGCGCAGCGAUGAUAUGUUGGUGCCGAUAAAUGCACUGGCCUCCAUCGUGCAGACCGCCUGCCAGACCAUGUUCAUACUAGAUGCCAGUCGGCGACAGGCGGUCAGUCCGGAACACUUGCGCAAGAAGCCCGGACGAGAGAUAGUCACGUUCAUGCUGGUGGUAAAUCUGGCCAUGUGGGCAAUAAGUACGCUGGAGAAAUCACGUGCCGAAUCGCAUCCCAUACAGCUCAACUUCUAUGGUCUGUGGGCCUGGACCAUAAUCACCCAUGUAUCGAUGCCGUUGGCCAUAUUCUAUCGAUUCCACUCAACGGUCUGCCUGUGCGAGAUCUGGAAACGCGCCUACAAGCUCAAGCCGACGUAUAUGUGAGAAUUCGCCCGCUCGCGCAUUCAGAGCAUUGCGCAGCAGCAACAAUUCUGUGAGGAUCUCAAGACAAAUCUAUCCUACUGCUACUGUUCCACAACUCUGGCCGGUGGCGAGCUCGAGACGGUUGAUGAGGCAGACAGCGGCGGCAGCGGUGUAAAUGCCACUGACACUGAAGCCGGAGGAGUCACUAACGGAAAUGGCAACGGCAAUGGCAAUGGCAAUGGCAACGGCAACGGAAAUGGAUCGGGCACAGCUGGAGCUGCAUCUGUCCAGCUGGACGAGGACGAACAGGGCGGCGGCAGCGCAGCCAGCCGAUUAGAACGGGCCCCCGGCCGGGCCCUGUCGCCGCAUAGCCUCAACACUGACAAGGCCUUCUGUCCGGUGUACGUCAUAAAUGGUGAAUGAGUUUACGCGCACUUUGAGUUCAUCGAUGCGUUAAGCGGACAUGAGCUCAGCUUGUU